Molecule: messenger RNA, 335 nt
Organism: Chanos chanos (milkfish)
Lineage: Eukaryota; Metazoa; Chordata; Actinopteri; Gonorynchiformes; Chanidae
Product: SLC35A4 upstream open reading frame protein-like
Exons: 3
Coding region: 2-316 (104 amino acids)
Source: RefSeq, a predicted model, not a curated record
UAUGGCGGAGAACAAGGAUCCUCUGAAACAGCUGAAGGAUCUUGCAGAGCUCAAGGACCAGCUGGAGGACAUCCAGAGGAGGGUAGAAACUGAGGUUCAGGCUGGGAUUCCACAGGGUGGCUCGCUUUUGGCGUCUCCGUUCCUCAAAGGAUUCCUUGCGGGUUAUGUGGUGGCCAAGCUGCGCUCCUCUGCCAUUUUGGGGGUUGCCUUGGGAACCCUCACGGGCAUUUAUGCUGCACAGAACUAUGAGGUGCCCAACAUUGAGAAGACUUUGAAAGACUAUCUGAACUCUUUAAAGAAAGGCCCCAGUAAUUAGCAACAACCAAAAAACUUCA